Rhizopus microsporus ATCC 52813 is the source of this 564-nucleotide messenger RNA. Its product is annotated as ribosomal protein L15. The transcript is spliced from 4 exons. Gene Ontology annotation, cellular component: mitochondrial large ribosomal subunit. The record is from RefSeq and is a predicted model, not a curated record. NCBI's taxonomy places the organism in Eukaryota, Fungi, Mucoromycota, Mucoromycetes, Mucorales, Rhizopodaceae. The annotation marks the transcript as partial. Gene Ontology annotation, molecular function: structural constituent of ribosome. Gene Ontology annotation, biological process: translation.
CGCACCCGUGUGGGCCGUGGUCCUGGAUCUGGUAAAGGAAAGACUGCUGGUCGUGGUCAUAAAGGUCAAAAGGCUAGAGCUGGUAAUGGACGUCCUACUCCCUGGUUUGAAGGUGGACAGACACCUCUAGUAAGAAGAAUGCCCAAGCGUGGUUUCUACAACAUUCAUGGAAAAGAAUAUCAAGAAGUAAAUUUGGAUAAACUUCAGCAUUGGAUUGAAACUGGUCGUAUUGAUCCUUCUCAGCCUAUCACCAUGAAGCAUUUGUUAGAUAGCCGCUGUAUACAUAAAAUUGAAGAUGGUGUUAAACUGUUAGGCGUUGGCGCUGAAAACUUUAAUGUUCCUAUUCAAAUUGAAGUAUCCAGAGCAUCACAAAAGGCAAUCGAAGCUAUCGAAAAAGCAGGAGGAAAAGUCGUAACACGCUAUUACAAUGAACUUGGAUUAAGAUCUCUUAUUCACCCAGAGAAAUUUGCACAACUUCCCAAAUUGGCUGCACCACUGAGAAAAGAAGAUAUCAAAUAUUACAGCGAUCCCAAGAACCGUGGAUAUCUCGCUCAAGAAUUAUAA